AUGGGCAAAAUUAACGGAUGUCUCAAAUGCCUUUUUAUCUUCUUCAAUGUUGUGUUUGCAAUCAUUGGAUGCCUGCUGAUUUUUGGAGCAGUCAAGUCUACUGCUGUCAGUAGCCAGCUUUCUUCAGUGGGGACUCCAGGAAUAGGGUGGGGAUGGGUCUUUGCCAUUGGAGUCCUGGGCAUUUCUUGCCUGGGAAUCUACGCCGGAUGCUCAGAGAAGCAGCUGGUGCUUAAAAUUUUUGCAGGUUUCAUGGUUGCUGGAAUGGUCGUCAUGCUGAUCUUUGGCAUCUAUAUAGUUGUCACAAGAAACAAGCUCAGAGAUGUGUUCACAAACGCUGCGUCGGAGGCGAGCGAGGCCUUCAUGCAGCAGGACAACUUCAGAACUUCGCUGAAGGAUCUCCAGACUGCCGGAGAGUGCUGUGGGCUGAGCAAAGCUGAGGACUGGGGCUCCGUGAUCCCAGACUCCUGCUCCUGUGAUGGCUCUAACGGGGGAUACAGGGGAUACGGGAUUGGAUUGACAAACAAAGGAUGUAAAGCCAGACCACAAGGCACUACCGGCCCAGAUCAGAUCUACGCCACUGCCUGUGGAGAAUUCCUCUUCAAUACUGUGGACCUUAUCCUAAAGAUUACAAUUGGCUUCUGCUUUGGAUGUGCAGUUACAGCUUUGCUGGGGCUGUUGGUCACACUGCUCAUGCUGCACCAGGUGAAACGUCACGAUGGAGAUGGCCCUGGUAUGACCAUGAAGAACUACUGA
Molecule: messenger RNA, 753 nt
Organism: Knipowitschia caucasica
Lineage: Eukaryota; Metazoa; Chordata; Actinopteri; Gobiiformes; Gobiidae
Source: the annotation of a GenBank genome assembly